Messenger RNA from Gymnodraco acuticeps, 1431 nucleotides. RefSeq names its product iroquois homeobox 4a (gene irx4a). Gene Ontology annotation, molecular function: RNA polymerase II cis-regulatory region sequence-specific DNA binding; DNA-binding transcription factor activity, RNA polymerase II-specific. Gene Ontology annotation, cellular component: nucleus. NCBI's taxonomy places the organism in Eukaryota, Metazoa, Chordata, Actinopteri, Perciformes, Bathydraconidae. The transcript has 5 exons. The record is from RefSeq and is a predicted model, not a curated record. The coding region runs from base 1 to 1431 and encodes 476 amino acids. Gene Ontology annotation, biological process: neuron differentiation; cell development; regulation of transcription by RNA polymerase II.
AUGUCAUAUCCACAAUUUGGAUAUCCCUAUUCGUCUGCUCCACAAUUCCUGAUGACAACCAACUCUUUGACCACUUGCUGCGAGUCCACCGGCAGAUCCAUAGCCGACUCCGGAGUAGCCGCGUCCGGGCAGACACCAGUCUACUGUCCCGUGUACGAGAGCCGGCUGCUGGCCACGGCGAGGCAUGAGCUCAGCUCGGCCGCCGCGUUGGGCGUGUACGGGAGCCCGUACACCGGCAGUCAGGGAUAUGGGAACUACGUUACAUACGGCACGGACGCCUCGGCUUUCUACUCGCUGGGAGCAUUCGAUACUAAAGAUGCCACAGCUUCUGCACAUGCGGGAAUAACCCAGGCAGCCUACUACCCUUAUGAUCCUACCUUGGGACAGUAUCAGUAUGACAGAUACGGUUCCAUGGAUGGGGGAACAAGGCGAAAGAACGCCACGCGUGAGACAACCAGCACCCUGAAGGCCUGGCUGCAGGAGCACCGGAAGAACCCGUACCCGACUAAAGGGGAGAAGAUCAUGCUGGCCAUCAUCACCAAGAUGACCCUGACGCAGGUCUCCACGUGGUUCGCCAACGCCAGGAGGAGGCUGAAGAAGGAGAACAAGAUGACAUGGCCGCCCAGAAACAAGGGCUCAGAGGAGAAGAGAUAUGACGAGGAUGAUGAUGGGUCUCAGGAGGAGCAGAUCAAAAGCGAGAACAAUGAGGAUGAGACAAGAAGUCGGCCUGAUAAAGAUCUCCAGUUGAGCGACUUGGACGACUUCGACACGCUGGAGUCUGAGAACUCGGAGUGUGAGCUGAAGCACCGCUACCACAUGAACACACACAUGUCAACGACGGGUGACUGCCCCGCAGAACACCUCAUCAAGGACUCGUCUCUGAAAAUCUCCAUCCCUGUUUCUCUGGGAGGGGAACAGGACUUGAGCAAAAGUUGUCUCAAAACGAACCCGGAAGACUUCCAGGUGGACAGCAGACAGCUGGCGAAGGCAUGUUAUAACCAGCAGCAGCAGCAGCAACAGGGGCAUCAGAUUUUAGACGGCAAGCCUCGCAUCUGGUCUUUGGCCCAAACUGCGACUUCCCUGAACCAGACUGAGUAUCCGUCCUGUAUGCUGAGGUGCCAGCCGCCGCCCUCCUCCCUCAGCCCGCCCCCCAUAGCUACCUCACCCGUGACCGGCCUGGACAACAGGCAGGACUCGCCGGUCACGACCCUGAGAAACUGGGUGGACGGGGUUUUCCACGACCCGUUGUUCAGGCACAGCACUUUGAGCCAGGCCCUGACCAACACCACCGUCUCUUGGAGCGCGAACACCAAAGGCGCGCUCCUGGAGGCUGAGAGGAGCACUUCCGCCUUGCAGCAGCACCACCAAGACUCCCCCAAAGACAGUGCCAUGAGUUUCCCAAAAACUAUCAACAAACUGUUCUGCUCCUAA